Molecule: messenger RNA, 2180 nt
Organism: Macrobrachium nipponense
Lineage: Eukaryota; Metazoa; Arthropoda; Malacostraca; Decapoda; Palaemonidae
Product: succinate--CoA ligase [GDP-forming] subunit beta, mitochondrial-like
Exons: 7
Coding region: 82-876 (264 amino acids)
Biological process (GO): succinyl-CoA metabolic process; tricarboxylic acid cycle
Cellular component (GO): mitochondrion; succinate-CoA ligase complex
Molecular function (GO): ATP binding; succinate-CoA ligase (GDP-forming) activity
Source: RefSeq, a predicted model, not a curated record
CUAUGACUUUCACAAUCAGCUGGGCUGGGCUGGACAAAUACAACAGUUUAGUUUACCCAAGACGGUGUGAACGACAUCGGUAUGGCAGCUUCAAUUUUCCGACGAGCUUCCAAUGGAUUUUUAAGGACAUUACACGCAUACAACAAACCUAAUGUUAACGUACCUGUCAGACACCUGAAUUUACUAGAAUACCAAAGUAAGGUAUUACUAGAGAAUCAUGGGGUCACUGUUCAACGAUUCAAGAUUCUUGACUCUCAUGAAGGAGCCACUGAAGCUUCAAAAGCUUUAAAUGCAGCUGAAUAUGUAGUGAAGGCACAGAUUUUGGCUGGAGGCAGGGGCAAAGGGCAUUUCGAUAAUGGAUUUAAGGGUGGUGUUCAUUUGACAAAAGAGCAAAAGGAGAUCUUUGCAGAAGAAGAUACCACUGAAAGUGACCCAAGAGAAGUAGAGGCUGCUAGCCACAACCUUAGCUACAUUGGCAUGGAUGGCAGUAUUGGUUGUUUGGUUAAUGGAGCUGGACUAGCCAUGGCCACCAUGGAUAUAAUUAAACUGCAUGGAGGUUCUCCAGCCAACUUUUUGGAUUUGGGUGGUGGUGUGAAUGAAGAUCAAGUACAGGAAGCUCUCAGGAUUGUUACUUCAGAUACAACAGUGAAAGCUGUCUUCGUAAACAUUUUUGGAGGAAUAGUCAAUUGUGCCACUAUAGCCUCAGGUCUUGUAAAGGUGUUCGGCUCGACAAAUAUUACUGUGCCAACUAUUGUAAGACUUGAGGGUACCAACGUCAUUGAGGCCAGGCGCAUCAUUAAAGAAUCUGGCUGCAAUGUGUUCAUUACAAGUGAUUUUGAAGAGGCUGCUAAGAAUGUGGUAGCAAAAGUGAACUAACAAGGUCAUUUGAAGAGAGUUGAUUAUUAGCUGUAUAUAUAGAUACUUGAUCAAUUUUGAAAUUAUUUUUGGGGUUUACUUUUGAUGCAAUUAGUGGUCAUUGCAUUAUAGCAGUGAGCACACCAACAAGAAUUGUACAGUAUUUUUCAAGUGUUCUUAAAUUUAUUCAUGCCCUCACUACUACCAAACUGAAUGCUCAUUACGUACCCCUGCAGUAGGAGAUAUUAACUGCUUAAUGUCAGAAAGGGAAUUUUUUUAAGUUAUUUAAACUGCUGUCGUUAUCCAAGUAUUUUUUAAGAGGUUUGUGGGGCAUAGGAGCUUUGAGUAGAUGCAACUUAGAUUGUGCUUGUGGAAUGUUGAUCACUUGUGCCUGCCAUUUUGUGACCUAUGCCAUUACCCUUGUCAGUUAUUGUAAUGGUUCAGUCUUUGCUGAUGGUGAAAGUGAGAUAUGUCUGUUGGAAGGUGAAAUAAUGGAGAAUUUUUAUUACACAGUGAAGAUUUUCUAGCCCUGAUUAUUAUCAUUCAAUUAAGUGGAUUUUAUAUUUAGUUGUCAGGACACCUGUAAGUUUUUGUGCAAAGGAAACAAAAUAAUACUAUUGGAAUUUUUUCAAGUGUAUAUUCUCAUAGUUGUUUGAUAUACUGUGGAAUAUUGUCUUGGCAAGUUUCUGUUGUUAAAGUCGCCUACACCAUUUCUUAAGGGUUAAUGUAAUCUUCAUUAAAAGGUUGAGAGUGUGUGAGAGAUGACACAGGUUUUGCUGCAAUGGAACUCCAUUUUUACAAAAUGCCUGAGGAUUUUUUUUAUAAUUAUUUGAAUGUCAGAUCAAAAGGCAGCUUCCCUUCAAAGCUUUAUGUAGCAGAAGGCAGCUGAUGUUUUAACAUUUAUUUUAGUUAUAGAAGUUGUAUAAUCAGAAUUUAUUACUGUAUGUAUGGUUUUUUUGUGUGACUUUUUGUGUAUUUUUCACCUGUUAUUCUUUGUUAACACAGUAAGUACUGUGUGAUAAAUCAUUUUAUAACUAGAAAUGACAAUAAAGUUGCAUAAUUUCUUUCCCUUUUACUUUUAGACAUAAUAAGUGAUUCAGGGAACUGUUGCAAUAAGACAUUUGAGAAUUACAACUGCUUCUUAAAUUUUGCUAAGAGUUAUUUUUAAUAGAGUUUAUAUUGCUGUUAUGGAUAUUAAUAAUGAUGGGGUAUUUUGUGGUAUUUGAUAAUGAACUGCAAUAUGAUAACCAAAUUCAUUCCAUUUGAUGUAUUUUGGUAUAAGAGAACACUUGUAUAAUAGUUACUAAUAAAUAUUUUUAUAUUGA